AUGCAAAAUGAGUUCAAAAAAGUGCCUCUCAGCUCUAGCAGAGACUUCAGUUGGGUUUUCCUGAUAGACUGGAUUCUGAUUCUUUGCGUGUGUCUUCUGGCCGCAUUCUAUUUCGGAAGGGCUUUUGGAUUCACUACCACUGCAUUACUCGAAUGGUUCGUUUGGAGACGUUACGCCGUAAAAAUUCAGAUACAGUCACUAAAGAUAUCUUUCCUCGGCGGACGUAUAUUUUUCAAAAACCUCACCAUCAUCACGCAGAAUCAGACAAUUUCCUUUCUAAACGGUAGUUUGACGUGGCGGUAUUGGAUCUUCAGCUCGAGACAAACACCGUUCGAGCGACAACAAAACGGUGUUUCCGCUGACGACUCCAGAUUGUGUAGGUUCAAGCUGGAAUGCCAAGGUCUGGAACAUUUCAUCUACAACAGGACGCAGGUUUUCAGUCAUCUGUGGCAGUCUUUGCCCAAGACCGAACAAGCGCGGUUCAAACAAUUUGAAGGAUUUGGUGAAGACGAUCAGAAAUCGUUCCACAAUACGUCGUCAUCAUCUUCAUCCUCUUAUUUGGAUUCUUCAAAUGCCAACUCAGAUUCGACUGUGGAACCUGCCCUUGAGCCAUUGCCCUCUCUGCCUGCAUUUUUAAACUUUUUACCGCUAGAAAUUGCCGUGCAUAAGGGCGCUGUAGUGGUUGGUAACAAAAAUACUUCUUCCAUCUUGGUUGUAAGCUAUGAUCGAUUGGGUGGAAUCGUGGAUGCGGGAGAGGCAAAUUCACGUCUCGAUCUUUUCAAGUUGCAGACAAGAAACGAAUUCGACAAUUUUUGCAUCCGUCUAAAACCUAAUCUAGGUUUUCAAGUGGAAGCACCUUCGAAGCAUGCAGUGAAAUCUGAAAAAAUUUCUAGGGCGUGGCAUAAAGGGCUUGAUCUCUUGUUGUCUCUUACUGGUAGCACAUUUAAAGAGAUAUAUCAUGGGAAAGAAGGCGCCUUUCAAGCAUUGCAAAAUCCAUUCGAAGAUUGGAGAGGCCUGGCAUUAUACCGCAAAGAGGAUGACACGGCGUGGGAUGAUACAUUCAAAUUUGACGUCUCAAAGCAUCAAUAUGCUAGGUACAGUAAGAUCAUGAAGUGUGAAAAGUUCGUUCUUGAGUAUUCGUUUGACGUUCCAGGCGUCACGCCGCGAACUUUAUCAACAACAGGAGAAUCUCCGAGCAAGACGGAAGUUGAUGGCGUUGGAUUGGAUCAACCGCCUGACUUCUCCGUGGACAUGCAGGUGUUUGGAGGAACAAUACAUUAUGGCCCAUGGGCCCACCAUGAAACAAUGCCCUUACAAAAAAUGUUUUCCCCAAUUGUUUCGAGGGACAGCCAACCACCGCGGGCCGCAAAAGCUGGUAUGACACGAACGUAUAAAAAGGCAAAAAUAUCAGUCACUAUAAUGAGCUCCACCAUAUGGCGUAUACCAACAAGGGAGCCCAGUAAAGAUUUGGAAUUUUUAAAAAGAUACCGAGAAACACAAGACGAUUCAAGACCCUUCGGCUGGCUGGAAAUUUCUCUUGCUAGCGAUUCUGAAGUGACUUUUGAUUUCGCGAUGACUCCAGAUUCAUCUGGUUUUGACAAUCUGUUGCACCUGCAUCUUAUGAAACCUGAAGUAAGAACUAGUGUUAAUCACGACAUUUUGUUCAGUGCUAACGUGCACGACAUUCAUGCUGAAAUCGGAUACCCACUGGGGUGGAAUGAGUUGGCUACUUGGAGCUUUUUUCUCACUUCAACCCAAGCGCAGCUUUUUAUUUUGAAAGAUCACGUAAACUUACUCGCUGAUCUGGUUUCAGAUUUUGGAUCGGGCGAAGCUCUUUCUUAUGAUCUCUUUCGCCCGUUCGUCUACAAAUUUAAUUGGGAGUUUGAGGGAUAUUCUAUUUAUUUGAAUGUUAACGACGCUAACAUCGUGAACAACCCUGUGGAUUUCAACGAAAACUGUUAUCUUUCGUUUCAUGGUGAUGACCUUCAAAUUGACUUUAGUGUGCCACUUACUAGCAUUGCUGGAACUAGCACUACCAUAGACUACAAGUUGUCGACCUCAUUAUUCCGACUUCGUAUUAACACACCUUCAUGGAACACUCUUCACGAGUUUAUGAAAGACCAGGAAGUUGGAAGAUCUCAUGAUUUUACCAUUGAAGGUUCCUACUUGACGCAUUCAAAACUAGAUGUGGACAAUAUUGACACAAUCCUGAUAAAUUGCCACAGCAGGGAUACGACUCUGAAGUGCUAUGGUUUUGUCAUAAGAUUUCUAGUAGGAGUGAAAAUGAACUAUUUUGGCGAUUUUGUCCAUUUCAAAACGACCGAAGAAUACAUGGAAGAACUCAAAGGUGGAGAAGUAGGGGUAAACACAGCUUCGGCAGCAGUGGAAGAUUUCAUGCAAGUUAUCAAUCCGGAUGUCGGGAAAACUUUAGAGUCACCGCACGUACUUCCAGCAGAGGUAUCUGCUCAACGAAAGUUUUCUCUUAAGCGGCUUAUUAAUGAGAAGGAUGUUUGGUUCACUUUUAUAGUGGACAGCGGAUGCAUAGUAGUGCCAGAUCACGUAUACGACUGCGAGAACUGUUUUGUUUUUGAAUUUGACUCACUCAGCAUUGAUAUACGCGAUCUAAAUUACUACAUGGACUUACAGACUGCAUUAUCCCCUAUCAAAGUAACGAGACUUAUAGAUUGUGAUUCUAACACAGUUUUCAACCGCACGCGGCAUGAAAAUACGGGACAAGUACCUGACGGAAUUCUUUCGGACCUACAAAUACAUGCACAUCGGCUGUAUGGGCUACCACCGAACGAAGAAACAUACGUAUGCAAGUGGGAUUUUUCUAUCCACCAAGUCGAAAUGUCAUCGGAUCUCCUUUUCCCGUUGCAACUUGCAGCCGCCGCUGAGAAAUUUGCUUUCGGUUUUAAGGAUUUCGAAAAUAUUAUGAACUACAAGCUCGAGGACAUUUUUGAUUUGACUUCCGUCACUUUAAUGGUUGGGUCAAUUGACUUAACGGUAAGCAUUUCAACCGAACAUGACAUAGUGGUGCGUUCAAAAGAUUUGUUAGGAACAAUCGUAGACCUAGAAAAUGAUUCUUAUACUUGCAGAACUGAUUUAGAGGUGCCUACCCUCUCCAUUAUGAUAUUAGAAAACGGGAGCGAAACUCGAACUGUCGCUAUCUUCGAGUCUUCGCUUACAAUUACGAAUUUCGCUCAAUCUGAAAAUUUCCCAUUGCAUACGCGCCGGCAGAAAGCACAUAUUGCCGCCAACGAUGCACCUUUUCAUCGUUGCCCAUUUUUACUACCACGGGCUAUUCAAAAUUCAGAAGUCUACAGUGAGCUAUUAGGUUGUAUACCGCCUGGCAUGUCAAUACCGUCCUUAACGAAGCCCCUGAGUGCUGAAAACUGUGAUGAGUUCCUAAACAGGUUUUUGGAAGGUGAAGACGCCACGAAUGUUACUGGGCCUUUGAGUACGAGGGAUCGGCAAAAAGAUGCCAUAGGUGCUCGCGAUCGGAAUCAUCCCCAUUUAUUCUCGCCCGCAAAAGAAAGUUUUGAAAACGAUGUGUCUCCCAAAUUCAAUGUCACCAGUACGAUAGUGAAUUUAAGACAGGCGGGACUGCGGCUGGACCCAGUAUGCUUCCUCUUGAUCGGGGAUUUAAUGAGGAUACUUUUUUCAAAUUCAGUUGAUCAGAUAAUUGAUAAUAGCGAAAUUGACACUGUUUACCACUUUCUCAAACGAAAUCUCGGGAUGAAAGCAUUCAAGAAUUCAAAGCUAUUCUGUCCUGACUUUAAAGUAAUACUUGGUGAGCUUUGCAGCAAAAUUAACCAUCCAACGCGAUUAGAGCUUUCAGUGAAAGGUAUAAACGUGGACGGAAGCACCAAAGUCGACUUUAAGGAAGACAAGGAAUUAACGGAAUUAGAAAAUGACGAGAGAAGCUCAGCCUACCUCAAAUGCAGCUCAGCGAGCAUCGGCUUUCUUGGUGGUUCCCAAAGUAGCCGAAAAUCAAACGACGAAUUCCUCUUAUUCUCAUCUAUCAAAGGAAUUGAGGCUUGGUUUUCAUCGCAUGACUGCGGCGUCAUUUCGGUUAGUAUUCAGUCAAGUGAUACUUCCAUAAACCCGGAUACAGUAGAUGAAUUGUGGCUAUGUUUUCAAAAGCUUCAGCACGAUUUUAACCUCUUACAAACCGCCUCUUCUCAGUAUAUCAAUUUGAAGAGGAAUGCUCGAAAGGAAUUUUUUUACCAGGUUGCAAGGGCCAGUGAAGAAUACCAAAUUGUCCAUGAUCCCCCUGUUAUUACGAAACCUGCUUAUAUUACUAGACUUCCAGAUCAGCACGUCAGGGAAGAUCGGACUUGGAAAAUUAUUACAAGAUUGCGUCACAUCUUAAACUAUCUUCCAACGGCACUUAUAUCCGAAAUUUAUGAUAACAUUAAAAAGUCUGACUUUAAAGCGCCGGACAAUGCCGGCGAAAUAUUUCUCAACGUUUUUUCCAAGUGGAGAAGUUGGGAGUUUUCUGACUUGGAGAAGGGUUUAUUUUACGAACACUCGUUUACUGACAAAGGAUCGAUCGGAGUGGAUUUAGAGAAUGCUGAAUUGCGUUUCAACGUCGAUAGAUUCUCGUUGACGUUAUCUAGUAGUAUCGAUGAGGACGGUGAUACUAUCGCCUUAAAAAAUUUCCGAGCUUUCAAAUCCUCCUCACAGAAGACCUCUCACGACCAGCCGAAUCCUAAUGAUGAGCUUGAAAUGGAGGAAAAAGCGCAGGUUAUCACAGCAUCGGUUAAACUGGUCAAGAUUUCCGCCAGUGAAUCAACAUUGAAGCUGGCUUUAUCAAAAGAUGUUUUUCCAGCUUCACAGCAAAGCAACUCAGCACAGCAUAAUGGAGUUAAAAUUUCGGACUUUCUACAGAUUGUUUUGUUGAUAGAUCGUUGUGAGUUUCAGGUUAUCUCAGGAACGACCAAAUUGAACUUCAAAUCUUUCGGAAACAGCCUGGCCCUUGCUUCAUCUGGAGGACAUCAAGAUUUCAAUCUUACGACAAAUUGGUCAUGGCUUGAAUUGGGACUGCGGCAUGAGGACGCAAUUCUCUUGGACGUAUUUUCUCGGCACGGAUCUGUUGGCACGCUGCUUUCACUGGAUAGCGAAGAUACGCCUCACCUGGUUGAUUUUCAAUCUAGAAGCUUACGGAUCAAAUUGCCUUCUCCAUCUGCUGCGUACUGUGAUUUCGUCAAACCAGAAGGUCCGCUCGGUGAUCUCUUAGGGUCUAAAUUCUGUCACCAAAACGAACCACGAUCCCCACCCUCUAAUCUUGCAAAAUCUGCUACUUUGAAAUUGAAAUCACAGAUCUACGUUGAAGACCUUUCUUUCGACGUUUCUGCUAUAUCACCGUUUGUCAUCUCGCAACGCGUGCAAACUUUGAAUCUAAAAUUAGACAUGUUAUCGGAGAAAGCUCUUCGGCUAGCCUUUGAUGGCAUCGAUGUCUCGGUGGGAAUGGUGACGGACGCUGAUCAAUAUGUGAAAUUCUCUCAAUCUAAGUUCGACCUCAAACUAAGCGAGGCUAUUUCACCUUCAACAAAGAGUUACUCGCUUUCCAUGGAAUCCGAUAUUUCGAAGAUCAAGCUUUGUGCGCCUGAAAAAUUGGUGCAUAUUGUAGUGGAUGGGUUCAAUGCCGCCAAAAGAAGUUUAAGCGAGCUGGUCCAGAGUCUCAAAGGGUUGCAAUCAAUUGGAAGUCGGAUGCCUCUUGCAGAGGAAACUCCUGUGGCACAGAGCUUGCCCGUGGAAUAUUCCAUUUCUUUGAGAGCGAAGUACGCCGGUUUCCUCCUUCCAUUGCAGUCGACGAACUACGUUUGCGAGCUAAACGAAUUUUUUUCCACAGUUUCAGGUCGAGGUAAUGCUCUUGAAAGUUCUAGUGUACUCAAGCAAUAUGUUCAAGGAACUCUUUCGAUAACUAGCAUCACAUUUUUGGUGAACGAUAUUGCGUUACCCGAAAAGCUGUCCAAACUUCUUGACCUUGGAGUCAGUGUGAAAGUGGAUCAAGAGCCAGAUACUAUUCGGUCUCUAGAAAUAGAAAGUUCACACUUUAGGUUAGCUCUUUGCCCAAUGUCCCUCAUCAAGCUUCUGGCUUUGGGCCAAGUGUCAUCAAAGCUAAGUACCAGAUUCUCUCAGAAGGGAUCGAAAAAGAUAGCGGAACCAGAGACUUUAACAGAGGUCUUCAACAUGCUGGGCAAUAUUAAGUCAAUCCAUUUCUUAUCGUACAAUUUAUGUUUGGGUUGGAUAUUUGAUAUUGAAGACGCAACUCAUCCGGGCCUCAUAUGGGGAUACCAAAGACUUUUCGCCGCGCAUGAGUGGCCAUUCGGAAAGCUGACGGUCUUAGAUGCGUACGUUUCGGUCGCGAGAGGUUAUAGCUCCAGCGACUUCUACGCCCGUGAAAGUGAACUUCACAAGCCGAACAGAAGUUUUCUUCCCAGUACGCAGCUUGGAUAUUGGUUCGAAGGUGACGACUCAGCUAAAGAAUUAUUCGUUAGAAUCAACGGGGAACAGCUUGAUGUGAGCUUUUUGUCAAAGUCGGUAUUAGUGGCAGAGGGAAUGUUGAAAUCGCUUCAGGCGUUCGAGGAACUGAAAACUGUACACUUAAGCUCUUACUUAGCGCUAAAUGAAACAAUGAAAACCGCAAAUACUCCAAAAGGCGUACAGUUCCCGGGCUUUUCGCGUUUAAAGAGGUUGAACUGCAGAGCACGUUACGCGGGUGGCAUCUUCAAGCUUUACUCGGAGAAGGAUCUUGCGUUAGGUCUUCAUCCUUCCUUUCAAGUGGAGAGCCCGUCGGUCGAAGUGGUCGUCGAUUACAAGUUCAAUCCUCAUGGCGAGCCCUACCACGUUGUAAGAUCUUUUGUACAUGUUGAAAAGUCCCACAAUGCUAUCUACCCUUCGUGUGUUCCCAUUUUAGGAGAAGUAAUGCGAGACAGCAGUGGCGUCAUGAAAAGUUUCAGCACAAGCCCGGUUUCUGUUCAAAGGGCCCAGGUGCAAGAGAGCGUGAAUUACAAAAGCCUGUUAAGAGAUGUUGACGCAUCUUUCCAAGUUCACUUCGAAGAGCAGUCAAUUACGUUGAGCUGCGAACCUAAAGCUAAAGUUCAAGCUGACGUCGGAUUUGAAAACCUGGUGAUAAAUAUAUUCACGAACAGUUUAGAUCAUUCGAGGUCGCUAAGUUUAGCUCUUGAUAUCAGGAAUGUAACGGCCACCUCCAGACACAUUUUCUCGAGAGAAAUCAGCACGUCUAUUAAAAUCGAUCAUUCGACAGUUGUUUUCCUCCUGACCCAUCCGGAUGUCAUAACCACUUAUGGCGUCAUACUUGUCCCUAAUAUCGACGUCUAUUUCAACUUUAAGCAACUUCAGGAUCUCAACGUUUUCAUCAACAUCUGGAAAGUGGACAGCAAAGUUCUCUUCCAGCCGGAAUCUGACGGUAAUCGAACGAAUCGUGUGACAGAAAACUUUCUGGCUGCGAAGCACGAAAAACUGGCUUCGACCAGCUCACUUCCUUGGAGUUUUGUUACAAUAAUUUCGAAAGUUAAGGGCAAAAUUGAUCUUGGUGUCUCUCUGGGAAUCUUGAGUUUAUCUACGGAGACUCUAUGGACUGUCGCAGAUCACUACAGUGACUGGACCCAAAAGCUUUAUUUCCAGAUCGAAAAAGCCGCGCUUUCUUCAGAUGGGAGGUUAGGUGGUAACGUCUUAUUGCGGAAUUUCAAUUGGAUUUCAGGAAUCAGUUGGCCAAUUAGUGAUAGCGUAUUCCAAAAUCCUCUGAUAGCCCUCGAUGUAGCGUUCUCAGAAUUCGCAGUCAAAUUGUCAUUUGACUACCACCUCAUUUUGAUUGCUAAUCUGGAACAAUUCAAAAUAAUGUUAUUCAACAAGAGAGAAAACGAUGGUUUGCUCAAAGACUUUAUGUCGGUUGCAUUGAUUUGUGGGAGUACUAACAUCUUUGCGACAGCGUUGGCUGCCGCCAAUAUUCUGGAUGUUUACAAUACCAUACUGAGGAUGCGGAAAGAAAACAAGAAAUCCUAUUCAGAGACUUUGGGUGACUCAAACACAAGAGACACAGGGCGUACAAGAACCAGUCGUGAAAUUUUGGAUUCACUAAGUUUUUUGAGGACCGACCUGGAGGUCAAAAUGGACUUUAUCAAUACUCAGAUUUUUCCGAAUACGUUGUUCGACACGGAAGUUUUGACAUUCAGGGCUUCUGAUCUUGUGACAAGAUCUCAAAUCGAAGGCAAUGAGAAGCUCAAGUGUCAGCUUAAUUGGCAAGUUCAUGAUGUCAAAUUUGCCCUCUCCACCUACAAACAUCAGUUGAACGAAAAAGUGGCAUCGCAGAUCGGCGUAAAAGAAUACAUCAAGCAUGCUUCGAAAGCACAAGGUGGAACAAUAUUGGUUAUUCCCGCUAUCUUGGUCGGAAUGACAACUUGGCAUGAUGUGGCGACCAAUGUAGUGGAGCUGCUAUACAGCAACAGCUUUGGGGGAAAAAUAAGCGUAAGGUGGAACCUGGGAUCAAUCAAUUUUAUACGGGAGAUGUGGGCUACUCACGUACGCGCUUUGGCACUCAGAAGGUCCCAUAAUGAGCAACCGAGAAGUCUUUUCGAGGAUGAGCACCUAGAAGAUAAGUUGAAAGAUGUCGACUUAGGAAGCAAGUAUAGAUAUGUUUGCUUAGAGGAUCCUCAUAUUGAAAUUCCACAGACGAGGGAUCUUGGGAACGCGACGCCGCCUAUAGAAUGGUUUGGCGUCAACCGAAAGCAUUUCCCAGGUAUGACGCACCAGGGAAUCAUUAUACCAUUGCAGAAUCUUGCUCAUUUGGCCGAAACCGAAUGGACCAGGAUAUUUGGUCGGGCCUGA
This is a messenger RNA of Lachancea lanzarotensis, 8856 nucleotides long. RefSeq names its product LALA0S07e06304g1_1 (gene CSF1). The coding region runs from base 1 to 8856 and encodes 2951 amino acids. NCBI's taxonomy places the organism in Eukaryota, Fungi, Ascomycota, Saccharomycetes, Saccharomycetales, Saccharomycetaceae. Gene Ontology annotation, cellular component: membrane. Gene Ontology annotation, biological process: fermentation. The record is from RefSeq and is a predicted model, not a curated record. The transcript has a single exon.